AUGGCCCAAAAGAAAUAUCUUCAAGCAAAAUUGACUCAGUUUUUAAGAGAAGACAGAAUUCAACUUUGGAAGCCUCCAUAUACAGAUGAAAAUAAAGAAGUUGGUUUGGCACUAAAGGACCUUGCUAAGAAGUACUCUGACAAGCUAGAAUGUUGUGAAAAUGAAGUAGAAAAGAUAAUAGAAGAAAUACGUUGCAAAGCGAUUGACCGUGGAACAGGAAAUAAAAAUUACAGAACAACAGGGAUUGCUACAAUUGAGGUGUUUUUACCUUCAAGACUAAGAAAAGAUAGGAAAAACUUAUUGGAGACCCAGUUGCACAUCACUGGCAAAGAAUUGAGGUCUAAAAUAGCUGAAACCUUUGGAUUUCAAGAAAAUUAUAUCAAAAUUGUCAUAAAUAAGAAACAGCUUCAACUAGGGGAAACCCUUGAAGAACAAGGAGUGACUCACAAUGUAAAAGCGAUGGUGCUGGAACUAAAGCAGUCUGAAGAGGAUGCGAGGAAGAAAUUCCAGGUGGAGGAAGAGGAGCACAAUGAGGCUGAACUAAAGGAAAAACGAAUUCAGAGGACUAAGAGAGGACUAGAGAUACUGGCAGAGAGAGCUGAGAUGGUGGUGGAUCCAGAAACUACACCAUACUUAGACAUAGCUAACCAGACAGGCAGAUCAAUCAGAAUUCCCCCAUCAGAAAGAAAAGCCCUUAUGUUAGCGAUGGGAUAUCAUGAGAAGGGCAGAGCUUUCCUGAAAAGAAAAGAAUAUGGACUAGCCUUGCCAUGUCUGUUGGAUGCUGACAAGUAUUUCUGUGAGUGCUGCAGAGAGCUGCUGGACACAGUGGAUAACUACGCCGUGCUCCAGCUAGAUAUAGUGUGGUGUUACUUCCGCUUAGAGCAACUGGAAUGCCUUGACGAUGCAGAAAAAAAAUUAAACUUGGCCCAGAAAUGCUUUAAAAAUUGUUAUGGAGAAAAUCAUCAGAGACUGGUUCACAUAAAAGGAAAUUGUGGGAAAGAGAAGGUAUUGUUUUUAAGACUCUACCUGCUUCAAGGUAUCCGAAACUAUCACAGUGGAAAUGGUGAAGAGGCUUGUGAGUAUCUCAACAAGGCACGUCAGCUUUUUAAAGAGCUAUAUAUUGACCCAGCAAAAGUUCACAAUCUGAUGCAGUUGGGAUUUACUGCCCAGGAAGCCCGACUUGGCCUAAGGGCGUGUGAUGGGAAUGUGGAUCACGCGGCCACUCAUCUCACCAACCGCAAAGAGGAACUGGACCAAAUAAAGAAAGAGGAAAAAGAAAAGAAAAGACGCCACCUGGACAGCAUAAACUCUCUGAAAGGGAUGGGCUACUCCGUGCAUGCAGCCAAACAGGCCCUGCAUCAGGCCAGCGGGAACCUGGAUGAAGCACUGAAGAUUCUCCUCAGUAAUCCUCACAUGUGGUGGUUAAAUGAUUUAGAUCCAGAAACCAACAACCAUGGAGAAAGUCCUUCCCAGGAAAACAUUGACCAACUGGUGUACAUGGGUUUUGACGCAGUAGUGGCCGAAGCUGCGCUGCGAGUGUUCAGGGGCAACGUGCAGCUGGCAGCUCAGACGCUGGCUCACAGCGGAGGAAGCCUGCCCCCCGACCUGCAGCUCUCAGUGGAGGACUCUUCAUCAACACCGUCCACGUCCCCUUCAGACUCCGCAGGAACCUCCAGUGCCUCCACAGAUGAAGACAUGGAGACAGAGGCUGUCAAUGAAAUACUGGAAGACAUUCCAGAACAUGAGGAAGAUUAUCUUGAUUCAACUCUGGAAGAUGAAGAAAUUAUUAUUGCAGAGUACUUAUCCUAUGUAGAAAGUAUAAAGUCAGCAACAAAGAAAAACUAAAUGAUGGCGAGAAAUAAGUACUGAGUUUCUGCUUAUAAAUUCUAUCUCUAUGAAAAGUCUAAUGCAGCUCCUUUUGUCCUUUUUGUCUGAUUUUGCUCCAAGAGUUCUUCCUCCGCAGGCUGUGGGGGCAGACAGGUGUAGAAGGUGGAGAGGAGACUUGUUGGGCUGGGAGGGGGUCCUGGUCCUUUGCAGGUGGCCUGGGGAGGGAGGUUCUUCUGGCCUGGCUGCCCCCUGCUUAGCUUCUCAUCCAGAAAUGGGAAGGCGGCUUGCUGCUGGGGCAUGGGGUGUACCCAGGGAAGGGAAGGGAGAGGAAGGAGGGUGCCAGACCCAUCUCCUCUGCAUCCCGCGCUGCUUGCCGCCCUCCUGCACCUGCUGCAUUCGCUUCCCUUCCCACGUCUUCCUGCACCAGCCUCACGCUGCCCCGAAAUCCUUCAAAGCCUCAUUCUAAGUGCUGGGGGCACAAAGAUGAGGCCCAGGCUGCGGGGCCAUGCCACCUGUGGCCUGAAACGUCUGUGGUUUAUGUUCUUAGUUCAGUAAAAUAUGCUCUUGAAAUUCAAGGUUGAAAUUCAGACUUUAUGUAUAUUCAAAAUUCCUCAUUACAAAGAAAAAGUCAUUUACUCAAUGGGAGAAUUUUAAAUGCUGACCAAAGCAACUUAUUUUUAAUUAACGUUUUUAGACUGUACCCUCUUACUAAUCUCACUGCUAGCUAAGAAGCCUGUCAGAGAUUUAGAUAUAUUUUCUCCAGGUUUUUUGUGGGUUUUCUGUCGUAUGUAUGACAGACUAUUUCUAAAG
Messenger RNA from Galeopterus variegatus (Sunda flying lemur), 2637 nucleotides. RefSeq names its product negative regulator of ubiquitin-like proteins 1 (gene NUB1). Gene Ontology annotation, biological process: regulation of ubiquitin-dependent protein catabolic process. NCBI's taxonomy places the organism in Eukaryota, Metazoa, Chordata, Mammalia, Dermoptera, Cynocephalidae. The record is from RefSeq and is a predicted model, not a curated record. Gene Ontology annotation, molecular function: protein binding. The transcript has 14 exons.